Cylicocyclus nassatus is the source of this 1289-nucleotide messenger RNA. The record is from the annotation of a GenBank genome assembly. NCBI's taxonomy places the organism in Eukaryota, Metazoa, Nematoda, Chromadorea, Rhabditida, Strongylidae.
CAAGCAACAUGCAAAGCUCACAGUCAGGUCCUGGCAAGUCGGAGAAGAAGGUGAAAAGUGCGAGAGUAGCAACAGCAAAGUCUGCGACACCCUCAAGAAGUAAGACUCCAUUGGCUCGUUCACCAGCCGUCAUUGAUGAAGUGCUCAGCGAUCGUGAUGUGCGCUUGAAAAUAGACCCAUCACUCAUGAAAUCUCUAGUUCAAAGAGCUGCCGAACAGCAGUCGCUAAUGUCGCAGCAGAAACGGUCGAUAUCACGAACACCACGUGUUACCCGUCGUCUCACAGCACCACAAACAUUACUGAAAUCAAUUGAAACCUUGGAUUAUCCGGAAUUCCUUGACAAACACUUCAAGAAGAUAGAACCAGGGAUACAUAAAAUACACUAUACAAUGGCUGAGUACCGUGCGGUUAUCCAAGAUGCGAAUUUGCUCCUUUCAUCUGAGAAGACGCUAAUAGACGUUGAUCCUCCGGUAAUUAUCGUUGGCGAUAUCCAUGGACAGUUUAACGAUCUUAUCAAUAUGUUUCUUUUGAUUGGAAGACCACCAGAGAAACGCUACUUGUUUUUAGGUGAUUAUGUGGAUCGAGGAAUGAUGUCGAUAGAGUGCAUGAUGCUUCUUCUUGCUUACAAGGUGUGCUACCCCACAUCCGUCUAUCUGCUGCGAGGAAAUCACGAAUGUGCUCGAGUCAAUAAGAAAUAUGGUUUUUGGAAUGAAUGCAUUAAUCAUCUGGGCGCAAAUGGCGAGACCGUCUGGGCAAUGUUUCAAAGAUGUUUCAACAACAUGCCUGUCUCGGCUCUCGUGGCAACAAAAAUCCUUUGUAUGCAUGGCGGGUUAUCGCCUAGUCUGGAGUCAUUAGAUGAUGUGAGAAAUACUGUGAAACCAGUGAGAAAUCCUUUUCGUGGAGUUAUAAACGACAUGCUUUGGGCAGACCCUGACUUGAACAUUUUGGACUGGCGCACAAGUACCCGCGGUUCAGGCUUCGCUUUUGGCACACACGUUAUUGAUGAUGUCUGCGAGCGUUUUGGUUUGGAACUUAUUGUGCGUGCUCACCAGAUGUGCCUUGAUGGAUUCUGGGUGAUACCAAGCCGGCGGCUUUUGACAUUGUUUUCCGCUCCCAUGUACUGUAAUCUAUACAGAAAUGCGGGUACUAUGCUAGACGUGGAUGAGAAUUUGCGUUGUCAGCUCAUAUCGAUGGUUCCAGAAUCUAGAGGCUGUCAUGAACGUAUCCUGAGACAGAAUCGCCUCUGGGACGAAACGGUUGAUUUCAUAUGUGAGCGACCGAUGGUGUGA